Paralichthys olivaceus (Japanese flounder) is the source of this 1155-nucleotide messenger RNA. It is a transcript of the gene gatd1, whose product is annotated as glutamine amidotransferase class 1 domain containing 1. The record is from RefSeq and is a predicted model, not a curated record. Lineage: Eukaryota; Metazoa; Chordata; Actinopteri; Pleuronectiformes; Paralichthyidae. Gene Ontology annotation, cellular component: cytoplasm. Gene Ontology annotation, molecular function: glyoxalase III activity.
UUUUAUUUUGAAAUCCCAUGAGCGGAUGUUGUUGUCAGCUGACAGGACUUCUUCCUCGUGUGUUCUCUUAUUUCCUGUAAGAUUCCAUCGACAGUUCUCUUCUUAAUCAUUUGAAACAGACAGAAACAUUUGAUGUGGAGGGCAGAUCGAGAUCGUCGACAUGUCUGCAAAGCCAACGUGUUUGAUCGUGGCCAGUUCCUCUCCUCAGGGAGUCUCCGCCAAGUCUUUCCAUCAGUGCUUCACUCUCUGUAGCUCAGUGUUCAACCUGCAGACUGCCACACCUGGGGGGAAGCCAAUAGACUUUGUUGGAGUGGAUGAAAGCACUGCCAGAUGGGUGCAGGAUUUCAACUUGAAACCUUAUGCAACACCGGCUAAACUUGAAUCUAUAGAUGGUGCCCGAUACCAGGCACUGCUCAUCCCAGACUGCCCCGGAGCGCUGAAUGACCUGGCACACAGCGGCUCCCUGCACCGCAUCCUCACACACUUCAUCUCUCAGCAAAAGCCUGUUUGCGCAGUGGGACAGGGAGUGUCGGCUCUGUGUUGUGCCACAGAGGGACAGAGGUGGAUCUUCAACGGAUACAGUUUAACGGGGCCAUCAGUGUUUGAACUUGUGCGGAGGCCUGACUUCGCCAACCUGCCCCUGAUCGUUGAAGACUUUGUGAAAGACAGUGGAGGAUCAUACACAGCAAGUCAAGAAGACGCUGUGCAUGUGGUCAUAGACAGACACCUGAUAACUGGUCAGAACAUGCAGUCCACCUCACACGCUGUACACAAUCUGAUCCUGCUCUGCAGCGCCAAGUAAAAACAGAAACGUGGAUCAGGAGCACAGCUUAUUGAUUCACAUUUAUAUUUAUGCCAUUGAACAAACAUUCAUCUCAGAAAAAUACUGAAAGAUGCUGAGUCAGAACAGACGUCUGGUCACACUGUAAAUACAAUUUCAUCACUUAGCAAUGCUGUUAUUAUAAAUCUAUUAAAAAUCGCAUACUAAUGGUCAUGCUCCUUCGGCUGGAUGAAGAUUUGUUAUUGCACUAAACUGUAUAAGUUGAUUUCAUUUAUGCAGCAUCACAGAUUAAAAGGAAUAAAACAUACUGAAGUAGCUAUCGGCUGCUGCUUGUACCGUUUUAAUAAACAAACCCAUGUUUUAUUCAUAAAGGC